GCACACGCCAGGCACGAGACUCCCCGCUCCUCCCCUCUCCUGCGUUCUGCUGUGCUCCCAUCCAGAGAAUGACUGACUCCAGAGGACUCAAGUGGAGUAGACGCACUACAAUGCUUCCUGUCUGCCGGGAAUGACUAAUGUGAUGUGAUUUCAUUGAUCACCUGUGUGGGAUUCUCUCUUUUUUUUCCUGCUCCCUUUGGAAUGAGAAAGAGCGCAUCCGACUCAACAUCCAGACAAACAAACAGAAGGAUCAACAUGCAAUGGGUACUGCAGUGUGAAGGCAGCAACUGGACCACUCUUCUCCCUGGUUACUAAGAGCAAGCGAGAAUAAUAGUCAGCGCUGUCCACCAAGCUUGUGGGUGGAUGCGGCUUCUAGCAGACUGCUUUUAGGGAGCAAGGAGACUGUGAGGAAGUGACGCAAGCCGCGAUGAUGAUCCAUAAAUGGACAGUUACCUUCAAGAAAGCAAAUUUUUCAUAGUUUACGCUAAGAUUAUUAAUCGUUUUGUUCAGGAGAAAACAGUCUUUCCCCUGAUGCUCGUGUUGAGCGUCCCUUGCAGGCUUUCUUUGUAGAUGAAUGUGGAGCUUGUUCCUAAAGAGGAUGGAGGACUGCUUGAGGACCAGCUUUUUGGCACUGAUGAUAUUGUAUUUGUUUUUGAGCACAGUUGAGACAGCCAACAGCAUUUAUCCCAGAAUACGGCUCUCACACAAAGAACUUUGGCAGCUGAACAGAACCUGGGUGUUCCAGGGCAACGGAGUGCCUCUUCAGCCCCAGACCAUGCUGCUGGACGAGGUCCACGAGAGGCUUUAUGUCGGGGCCAAGAAUGGUCUGUUCUCCCUCAGCCUGGACCAGGUUAACACGCAGCACAGAGAGAUCCAGUGGGCCAGUACUGAAACUCAAAUAGAAGAAUGUUUGAUGAAGGGACGGGAAAAGACGGAGUGCGCCAACUACAUCAAGGUCUUGCAGCAGUACAACCAGACCCAUCUAUUGGUGUGUGGAACGGCAUCUUUUAACCCCAUCUGCGCAUUGGUACACGUGGGACACACGGGGAAGGACAUACUGUUCACUCUGCAAGAGGAGAGCGUUACGAGCGGGAGAGGACGGUGUCCGUUCAACCACAACAGUCCCUGCACCUCUACACUCUCAGGUGGAGAGUUGUACGUCGGCCUCUACACAGACUAUUGGGAAAAUGACGCUGCCUUAUGUCGACUCAACAACCGAACCUACACGCGCACUGAGAGGGACGACAGGCAGCAGCUCAAUGAACCGAGAUUUGUUGGUUCAGCGGUUAUUCCUGACAACGACGACAAAGAUGAUGACAAAGUUUAUUUCUUCUUCACCGAACGUGAGGUGGAUGUAGAGGGGGUCCACAAGGCUGUCUACACCCGCAUCGGACGAGUCUGUGCGAAUGAUCAAGGAGGACAGAGAAUGCUGGUGAAUAGAUGGAGCUCCUUUCUGAAAACUCGACUCAUUUGCUCUGUGGCGGGACCCGAUGGCAUCGAUACUCACUUCGAUUUACUUGAGGAUGUGUACGUGCUCAAGAACAAGGAUGGGAAAAACCCAGAAAUCUUUGGCCUCUUUAGCACAACAAGUGCGGUGUUUAAAGGCUAUGCAGUCUGUGUCUAUCACAUGGACGACAUCCGAGCAGCGUUUAACGGUCCCUUUGCCUUCCGGGAAAGACCUGAGCAUCACUGGACACCUUCUGAGGACAGAGUCCCCUACCCACGGCCUGGCUCUUGUGCUAGCAAAGUCAACAGUGGAGGCUUUUCCAGCUCUAAGGAGUUUCCCGAUGAGGUUCUGCGCUUUGUGCGCUCACACCCCGUGAUGUAUCGUCCGGUUCUUCCGCAACAUCACAGGCCAGUCUUCCUGCAGACAGAGACUAGCAGGAAGAAGUUGACCCAGAUUGCGGUGGACAGGGUCCAAGCCCAGGAUGGACACUACCAUGUUCUUUACUUUGGGACAGAUGACGCACUGGUGCUCAAAGUUAUCACAAUCGACAACAAAGACACCAACACAAUAGAAGAGGUGCUGCUGGAGGAGCUGCAAGUGUUUGAGGUUCCAGCUCCAAUAAAAGACAUUAUUAUAUCACCUAAACGGCAACAGCUGUACGUGAGCUCGGACGCAGGCGUGGCCCAGGUCAAAUUGCACCAGUGCGCCCUCUACGGAUCCGAAUGUGCCGACUGUUGCCUGGCUCGAGACCCCUACUGCGCUUGGGAUGGCCUCACCUGUUCCAGCUACUACCCAGCUGGAGUCUACACCAAGAGCAGACGAUUCAGGCGACAGGAUAUUCGCCAUGGCAACGCCGUCCAGCUGUGCAACGGCCUGCAAAUUGACGAUGAGCAAUGGCACAAAUCCGAGGAGAAGACGGUGUUGGGUGUGGAGGGCAACAGCACGUUGCUCAACUGCGUCCCUCGAUCACUUCACGCCAAGGUGCUCUGGUUCCUACAAAAUGGAGACAACAAAAGAGAGGUUCACGAGGACGAGCGUGUGAUCCAGACCUCGCAUGGGCUUCUCCUUUUGAGCGUCACAACCUCCGACGCCGGCGUGUACGUGUGCCAGACGGUGGAACACGGCUACGUUCACACACUUCUGCACGUCACUCUGCGCGUGCUCAGCGGGGAGACGUUGCAGUCCGCCAUCGGGCCUAACGACGGGCAGGGAGACAAAAGCGGAGCCCCGUGUCGCUACCACGCCAACCCCCCGGCGGGCCCCAGUUUCAGCCCCAAGACUCUGGUGCCGGCCUCCCUGCCGGGCCCCCAUUCUCGGCAGUGGUACAAGGAGUUCCUCCAGCUGCUUGACUACAAGGACGCCCAGAGAGUUGAGGAAUACUGUGAGAGGGUAUGGUGGCCUGAUAAGAAGCGCAAAAAGAGCAAAAAGAAAUUUGCCUUCUCGAGUGGCGAGAAGAAAGGUAAAGCCAGGAGAGCUGAGGGUAGCCAUCGAGCCCCCAGGCACACACUCGACACCUGAGAACACACACAUCCACACUCACACAUAACCAUUCGCUAGAGAAUAUAGUAGGAUUUUGUACCCCCCCCCCCAAAAGCACUGUAAAUAAUACAGAUAAUUACUUUCUGAAGCCUAUUCCGUUCAGGGCCAUGAGUAAGGAGGCUAUCCCAUGAGGUUGGGCACACGCUUGAUUGGUUGCCAGCCAGUCACAGGGCACACAGAGACAAAUUCACACAGACAUGCACACCUGUGAACGUUUUAGUCUUCACAGAACCAAACAUGGCUAUUUUUCAAAUGUGGGAGGAAACUGAAGUACCCGGAGAAAGAUUUGAACAUGGGACUUCUCACCUGUGAGGCAGGCGUGCUAACCACUAUACCGCCGUGCUGCAGUCUUUCGUCUUAAAUAAAUCGUAGCACAGUUCUGAACUCCUAUUUCAAUGCCAUUUUACGCAAAGGAGUGGCGCCAUAGCGUGGAUGUCGCGCAAUUUAGCUUAGCAUAGCUGAUGUCACCCAUGCAACCAUUUUCUAUAGCGCUCAUUAGGGUUACCUGAGCCUAUCUCAGCUGACUUUUGGAUGAGUGGUCAGAAAAACCCUGGAUUGGUUGCCAGCCAAUCGCAGGGCACAAAUUCACCUUUCCAUUUCCACCAAUGGACAAUUUAAAGUCUGAACCUAACAUGCAUGUUUUUAGAAUGCAGGGAGGGGGAAAAAAACAUAGUACCCCAGGCAAGCAAACUCCACAUAGAAAGAUCUGAGAAUCAAACCCAGAACAUUUUGACUGUGAGGCCCAACGUGCUACCACUUCUAAACAAACUGAUUUGAAGUUAGACCAUUUUAAUGACAAAAUUCCACCAUGUUUGCAGCAAGGGACAGGUCUUGUUCCAAUGCUUCACUUUUUGUACUCUUCCUACUAAAUUCCAGUGGUAGCUGUUACAUUUUAGACAGUUUGAUGAUGCUGUUUUCAGACUGACGUAAAAAAAUAAAAUAAACAAAAAAUGCAGCGCUUGCCUUUUUGUGCGCAGUCAAGCGAUGAUCUGUCACCGACGGGCUGUCGGUCAAUUGUGUGAAAAACGAGGGGCUCCCUUCUCCGAGGCAACAGGGCGGCGAGUAAUUAGGUGACAAGGACAUUGAUCCGCCGAGACAAGACACACUGUAAAUACGAGCUCCCGUGGACUGACCCCAUCAAGCCAGCCCCGCCGUCAACCCCGAUGCACUCUGCCGUCUCGUUACAACUGUACUAGUGCUGUGAAUGCAUUGCAUGUGUAGUUUACUGUAUCUGUCAUGACAGAAACUUUUUUUUAAUAAAAAAUCAGCUCUGAAAAAAAAAAUAAGGGACCAAAAUAACACUGGACAUUUUCUUGGUGGUAUUUUGACCAGUUUGCAUUUUUUUUGUGUGCAAAUAAUUGCUCUAAAUAAGCAAUAUUUGUAUUUGGAAUUUGAAAAUUUUUCAAAUCCUACUCAAACAUAUACAGUGGAUAACAAAAGUUUUUGUGAGCAAGAUAAAUCAUUUCAAAACUAUAUACACCAUUAUUGUGACACUUUAACCUGGACAACCCAAUUGAACAAGAAAAAAAACAUCUUUUUGACAAGGUGAGUGAAAGAAAAAACUGCGACAAUGUAGUUGCAUAAAUGCGCACACCUAUAACUUCAGAUGUGGCUGUGUCCAGAAUUAAGUAAGUGGGAGUCAUCACACGCCUGCCACCAUUGAAAAUGUCUCUGAAUAACUCCAAAUAAAGUUCAGGUGUUCUAGUAGGCUUUUCCUGAGGCCUGAAGGUUUUGCGCUAACACUGUGCCAUUUUUACUGCAACAAAAUCUCCCAAACACGUGGGAAAAUGUCUUACUGUCCGAAUAAACCCAAGUUGAACUUGUUGGCCAUAAUUCCAAAAGGUAUGUUUGGCACAAACACAAUACUGCUGUUCACCAAGAGAACACCACACCUACAGUGAAAGAUGGUGGUGACAGCGCUGUUUUUAUUCAGCUGGAACUGGGGCCUUAGUCAUGGUGCAGGAAAUUAUGAACACUUCCAAAUAGCAGUCAGUGUUAGUAUAUAACCGUCAGAUAGAAAGCAAAAAAAUGUCAGGAAAAAGGGUACUAGAACAGCUGAGCAUUGUGACUCCCGUUUAACAUGUUUAAAUGUGGCUGGUUAUCUUUUUAACACAGCCAUAUCACGAGUUAUAAGAGGGUGUGCACACUUGCGGAACCUCAUUACCUCAUUUUUUUGUUUUUACUCCACCUCAUAAAGAUUAUUUUUUUGUUAAUCAAGUGAGAUGUACAGGUUAUAGGUCACAUUAAUGGUGGAAAAAGUUUUGAAAUCUCUGUUUUUUUUUUAAUAUCAAAAACCUGGCAUUUGAGCAAAGGUGUGUAGAAUUUUUAUAUCCACUGUACCUAUAAAUUACAAUAUCAGAGAAACUGAUAAUUUGACAGCGGUCUCUAUUUUUUUUUCUAGAGUUACAAGUAAAGGCCUUGUAAUAUUGUUAUGAUUAAUAUUAUUAUGCUGAUGUAUGAUGAUAACUUAUUCUCUUGGUUCUGGCUUAUGUAGUUUUUAGACGUACAUAAACUGGAAAAAUGCAAUGCUAUUGUUAUUUGUGUUUGUGUUAUGUUUCAAUGAUAAUGUACAGCAGGAUGAUACGAAACCACUAUG
Molecule: messenger RNA, 5582 nt
Organism: Phycodurus eques (leafy seadragon)
Lineage: Eukaryota; Metazoa; Chordata; Actinopteri; Syngnathiformes; Syngnathidae
Gene: sema3e
Product: sema domain, immunoglobulin domain (Ig), short basic domain, secreted, (semaphorin) 3E
Exons: 17
Coding region: 575-2965 (796 amino acids)
Biological process (GO): negative regulation of axon extension involved in axon guidance; neural crest cell migration; axon guidance
Molecular function (GO): chemorepellent activity; semaphorin receptor binding
Source: RefSeq, a predicted model, not a curated record